Molecule: messenger RNA, 921 nt
Organism: Parascedosporium putredinis
Lineage: Eukaryota; Fungi; Ascomycota; Sordariomycetes; Microascales; Microascaceae
Source: the annotation of a GenBank genome assembly
AUGUCGAACGCCAAGUACACGGCUGCUCCCACGCAGGACCCCGAUGAGGAGUAUGCCCAGGCCCCGCCGUCCUACCAAGCCGCCGACGCCGGUUCCUCGAGCAGCUCCGCACCCUUGUUCUCCGGCCCGCGAUCGAGCGAGGACAACAUCCCCGAUGACUUCAAGGUAAGAGAGCAACCUGGCUCCUCACACCCAUCCACCUCCCCCCUUUACAUUCUUCUCAUGUCCGCUAACCACGACGAUGCGCCCCAAAAACAGUUUGGCGGGUCCGUAGCGGAAGCCACCAUCGACAUCCGCAACCAAUUCGUGCGCAAGGUCUACGCCAUCCUCUCGGUCCAGCUCAUCGCUACCACGGCCCUGUCUUCGGUCUCCUUCUUCUCCACGGGCUACAAGCAGUGGAUCCAGUCCAACCCGACCCUCCUCUGGAUCUCCCUCCUCGGCUCCAUGGUCUUCAUGGGCCUGACCUACUGGAAGCGCAAGUCGUACCCCACCAACCUCGCCUUCCUCGCCGUCUUCACGGCCCUGGAAGCCUACACCAUCUCCUUCAUCGUGUCCUUUUACGACGUCUCCAUCGUCCUCAACGCCCUCAUCAUCACCGCCGGAAUCUUCGUCUUCCUCACCGCCUUCGCCUGCCAGACCAAGUACGACUUCACUUCGUGGAUACCUUAUGCCUGUGGCGCUCUCUGGGCCCUCGUCAUGUUUAGCUUCGUCUACCUGUUCCUGCCCCAGUCCAAGACCACCGACCUCUUCCUCGGCUUCGGUGCCGCCCUCCUCUUCAGCGUUUACAUCCUCAUCGACACUCAGCUCAUCAUGCGGAAGCUCAACGUCGAGGAGGAGAUCGCCGCCGCCAUCAGCCUCUACCUCGACAUCAUCAACCUCUUCCUCGCCAUCCUCCGUAUCCUCAACAACCAGAACAACUAA